Messenger RNA from Hevea brasiliensis (rubber tree), 1352 nucleotides. Its product is annotated as WD repeat-containing protein LWD2. NCBI's taxonomy places the organism in Eukaryota, Viridiplantae, Streptophyta, Magnoliopsida, Malpighiales, Euphorbiaceae. Gene Ontology annotation, molecular function: protein binding. Gene Ontology annotation, cellular component: nucleus. The record is from RefSeq and is a predicted model, not a curated record. The transcript has 2 exons. The coding region runs from base 177 to 1196 and encodes 339 amino acids.
CUCCACCUUCCCUUCCCCUCCCCUCAUUCCCUCCUAUUUAUCAUCCUCUCCUCUUCUCCCUCUGUUUCUAACAAAAAGUUAAAAACCUCUCUCUCUCUCUGGACUCCGUAUUCUCCUGCAGAAAAUUGUCCCUCACCGAUUCCAUUCAUUUUGGAUCUGAUAUAUAUAGAGCGGCCAUGCAAAGCCCUUCAGAGAACAAAAGAGUUGGCGUCUACACCUACAUGGCUCAGUGGCCUAUUUAUGCACUUGCUUGGUCGGUUCGCCAUGACAAGAAACACCGUCUAGCUAUUGGGAGUUUUCUUGAAGACUAUAGCAACAAAGUUGAGCUCGUUCAAUUCAAUCUUCACACUUGUGAUUUCUCCACCGAUAACCGGCUCAUCUUCGACCACCCUUAUGCACCCACAAACAUCAUGUUCUUCCCCUCUGAGGACAGUGCAAAUCCCGAUAUUGUCGCCACCUCCGGCGACUACUUACGUCUAUGGCAAAUUUAUGAUGACAGAAUUGAGCUCAAGUCCCUGUUCAAUGGCAAUAAGAGCAGCGAAUUUAAUUCAGCUAUAACAUCUUUUGAUUGGGCAGAUUUUGAUGUUCGUCGAGUGGCUACAUCUAGUGUGGACACUACUUGUACGAUUUGGGAUAUAGAGAAGGAGACUGUAGACUCCCAACUAGUCGCACAUGAUAAAGAAGUGUAUGAUAUUUCUUGGGGGGGAUUGAAUGUUUUUGCUUCAGUUUCUGGUGAUGGUUCAGUUAGAGUUUUUGAUCUAAGGGACAAAGAAAGAUCAACAAUAAUUUAUGAAAACCCUAUUCAAGAAUGUCCUUUGUUACGGCUAGAGUGGAAUAAAUGUGACCCAAGAUUUGUAGCCACAGUUGGUAUGGAUAGUAAUAAGGUAGUAAUUUUAGACAUUCGCUUUCCAACGACUCCAUUGAUGGAGCUGUGUAAGCAUAAGGCAAGUGUUAAUGCUAUAUCUUGGGCUUCGGUUUCCGGACGGCAGAUAUGCUCGGCCGGAGAUGAUUCUAGGGCCUUGAUAUGGGAAGUGGUGGACUCUGGUCACCGGUCGGAAAACGGUUUUGGUGGUGAUAUGGACCCUGAUAUGUGGUAUGGAUCAACGGCUGAAAUCAACAACGUACGUUGGUCGCCUGUUCAUUUGGACUGGAUUUCUGUAGCUUUUUUGAAUAAACUACAACUGUUGAAGGUUUAGAAAAUUCAAAAUUGCAGUGUAUGACUAGUAAUUAAGUUUGAAAUGCAGUAACGGAUGGCUAGCUACCUUUGUAGCUAGCUUGAGAUGAGUUGUUGGUUGAAGACAUGCCCUAACCUCAGUUUAAUGAAAUAAAGAGUUCUCUAACGAGUUAAUUUA